Seminavis robusta is the source of this 1812-nucleotide messenger RNA. NCBI's taxonomy places the organism in Eukaryota, Bacillariophyta, Bacillariophyceae, Naviculales, Naviculaceae. The record is from the annotation of a GenBank genome assembly.
UGCCAUUAGAAUGAUCAACGGAAUCGAAUCAUGAAUCGAAUCGAAUCGAAUCGAAUCCAGCCAACAAUGAACUGGCAACAACGGCACCCGCAAACAGAACGCAUUCAUUUGAACAGUUCGGCAGCCAAAAAGAUCCUCUGUGGGCUUGCAAACAUCGGCUUGUUGUGCCAACAAGUCAUCUCCCUGCUCUGUAACUUGACUCUCUUUCAUACGCUGCAUUGUCGUUUCCUGCUUCCAGCGUUUUCCUAGACCUAGAGGCUAUUUCUGGUUGCUUCAUUUAUUGAUUGACUGUCACUCGAGUGGAUCUUUCAUCAUGUUCAGUUUGGUAUCGGGUGUGUACGAGUCCUAUUUUGCUCCCUCCCAGCUCAAUCUGUUGGUGGUGGGGGCGAGUGGAGCGGGAAAGACGGCUCUCUUGGAGAGACUCAAAGUGACGCAAUUUACCAAGAACAAAAAGGCAUCCGCCGACGACGGUACGCCAGACGAUGUUCCACAAUCCUUUUUGCCAUUGCGAAUGCGACACGCCAGUGCAGCUCCAAAACCUCCAAAACAAUCCAAGAAACAUCCAACGCCCAAAAAGAAGAAAUCUCCCAGCAGCAACAACAACAAGAAACGAACGUGGGCAUGUCCCGCACCGUCCAAAUAUGCCAAGGAAGAAAGCAGUGACGAUGACGACGACGAUGAUAUCAACGAAAGCGAAACGACACUCGAUGCCAUGGUACCACCUCCGCCAGAACCCAACGGGCUAACACAAGAAUCGUCUCGGGAAAUUUCGCUGGAAGAUGUGUCGCUGCGAGAUAGCGAGCGACAACCGCCACCCACUACUAGUAGCCCUGAACAAGAUGACAAAGAGGACGAGGAAGACGAAGACAUGCAACAUGAUCUCAAGAGUAAAAUGCGCAUGUUGCCAUUGCACAAAAUACGGCCCACGAUCGGAAUGAACUUGGGAAAGGUAGAAAUGUGUGGAGCCAAAUGCCAUGUUUGGGAUCUGGGAGGUAAAAUGCAUGAUUUGUGGUCGCGCUAUUACCAAGAUUGCGAUGCCGUCGUCUUUGUUUGGAAAAUUGUCGACGAUGCCAAUCCGCCCAUGGACCAAAAAAAUGAGGAUGAUGACAGUGACGAUGACGUGCCGUUGGUCACUGCCGCACAACAAUUGUCGCUGCUAGAGCAAGUACGAGAUUCCAUUGCCGAUGAUAUCCCCGUUUUGAUUUGGGGACAUUGGUUUCCACAACAACAACAAACACAACAACCCAAAAAGGACCCUGCUUUUCAGUACAAUCGCGCGUUUGCGACGGACGCCGUGUUGCCGCAUUACCACAAUCCACUCAUGUCCGUGUAUUUUGGAUCCGCCAAAAGUGGUGCGGGAGUUCGGACCGCCAUGGAAUGGUUGAUACCCACGGCAGUACGACAAAAAAAGUUUCGAGAUAAGAGUGCGGCUCAGAAUGAAACAGCAUGACGACAAUGAUCAUGAUGAGGAUCCCGGCAAACCGAACCUUUCGUCGCAAAAACGAAGGCGAGGAUUGAUAACGAUGAGGAAGAAGAUCUAGUAGAAGCAUGACGAAACGAAACGAUACGCAAUGAUACGAUUCGACUCGACUCGUCUCGCCCGCAACCGCUUGAGCACCACAAGCGUCCGCAUAACCUCUAGCCCUACAAAAGGCAAGACAACAGCAUACAAGUGUCAUCAAUAAUUAGCAAUAAUUAGCAAUUCACACGGCAAGGAACGUAGGACUUUUCCCCAAGGAUUCUCAACAGCGAGGCAUGCCGGUACUCUUUGCAUUUGUCUCCUCGUACGGUAGUGGACAUUGUAGUCUAGGU